GUAUUUGUUUUCUAUGGCGAAAACUAUCACACAUGGUCAUAAAAAGUGGGGUCAUGCUUAUUGCAGUUUUGACUGUAGUUUUAUUGGACGUCAUUUGAGAGUAAAAGGAACUUUACUCUACUGCUAAUAAAAAUGAGUCUUCUGCAUUUACCAUGUGAACUGUUGAUCCAUAUAUUCGAAUACACAAGUGGGGGAGAUAAAGUGAAUCUGAAUAUAACAUGUCGGAGAUUUAACGAAAUUCUGAAGGACAAAAAAAUGACAAGGUAAAGUGUUGUGCGUUAAUGGCAGUUUAACGCAGUAGGAAGAUAGACUUUGCAGGAUGUUAUACUGCCAACAUCUCUCAUAUAAUGUGUUACCUGAAGCCAAAGAUAGUUAAUGAAAAUAUCAAAGAACUUGACCUAACAAGCUGCUAUUGGCUGAAGUCUGUAGAUAUUCAAAAAUGUGCAUUGAAGCUGCCAAACCUUGAAGCUUUCCAUGUAGCAGACACAUCUCUAACAACGGGUGAUCUCAUGAAGGUUUUGUGUUCAUGUUGUAAGAUAAAGCAACUUUCUUGGUCAUGGAAUCCUGUAUUUCCUGUCAGACGUUCAUCACUUCCAAGUAUAAGUUCAAUUUCAUCUCCGAGUUCCUUGGAGUUCCUGUUUUUGUAUAUAAAAACUGGACUCAUCAGUGAUCGUGAUCGGUCUGAAAUUGGCGCCUGGCUUUCAAUGUGCAUUGAUCUCAGGGAAUUAUGGAUUAUUUUGCCUGAACAAGAGAGUGAUAGCAUUUCUCACAGUUGGUACUCUUACAGUUUGGAAUUACAAUUUAGAUAUCUGCAUACACUAGUAGUGUCGUCAUUCAAUUAUCCUAGCACAAGAGGUUACCUUACGGGACUCUACUCUGUGAUCAUGGAAGGCUGCAGAUCUUGUCCCAAGAAUUGGCAAUGCUUCUGGACUUCAGGUGAAUUUCCAUCAAGAUGGCCAUGUAUAACAGACGGUUUUAAUGAUAAAACAGCAACACUCAUGCUGUCAUGGAAAGAUGCAAGAAGUAUUCUUGAUAACUGUUAUGAACUCCAGCAUCUCUCCUUAAUUACUUCAGAUUUGGAUGUCACGGAAUAUUUUUAUCAGAAGGACUAUGAAUCGCUGAAAAAGUUGUGUUGGAAGUCAAGAAGAAUUCCAGUGGAUUGGAAUUUAUUGUGGAAUUCCAGUAGGAACUUGGAGGAGCUGAAUAUAGCAACUUGUGUCAAGAAAGUAGAGAAAAUGCACAGGAAGGACAACCUCCGUAAAUUGGCAUUGCCUUCAUGUAUUAUUUUAGAUGGAUGCUCACAGAGCAACCAGCAGACAUCAAGAUCGAACAGUGCAAUGGAAGUAAUUAUUGAGACAUGCCCUGACAUUGAGGAAUUCGAGUUAUUGCCGUGUCUUCAUUGCUCAUCUCACGUUUGUCAGCAGCCUCGCGUAUGGCAGGAAUCAUCAUUUGUGUUAUUUGCAAAAUGGCAGAACCUCCGUCGGUUCAAAUUGGAGAAACUGGAUUUCAUUCGGUCAGGAAGUUUCUUUACACAGAUUUUUAAGUCAUGUGAGAAACUGGAAAGUAUUUCACUGAAGAAUCUGGGUCUCUCUGGACAUUGUAACUACUUAUAUGAACUCUGCAGAGCUCUGAAAUUUUGCAAGAAUUUAAGAGAUUUUAGAAUUGAGCAGGCCGCUAUUUCAUCAGCAGAUAGACUGUUCAGGGCAUUACAAACUUGUCCUCUGAUACAAAGAGUUUGUGUAAUUAGCAUCAACAGGAGUAACCUAUCAUCAGAAUCAUUGUUGGCAGAGUUUGUGUCAGGUGCACCAAAACUUGUCUUCCUGUAUGUAUUCCUGGAUACAUUGACUGAGGCAGAAUGCAGGCGAAUUAAAAAUGAAAUCUUUGGAAGGAUUACGAAGAACGUGAAUCCUGCCUUACAUGUGACAGUACUAGGUGAGACGUCGCCACAUGGAAUACAUCACGAUAUUACAAAGGUUCCAGGAAUCCACUACUUUCAGAUGGUGAAAGAUGUGUCACGCAUUGGUACACAAGUUGGUAAUGGAAAUUGGUACCUAUCCAGUGACUAGAAAACAGGUGUCUGAUGCUGUUGCAUUUCAUUGUCUAAUUAAAGUGAAUAUGGUUGUGUCCCACACAUGAAGCACGUACUAAUGUGGAUUUGAGUCUUGUAUAGAAAUGUAUCUUGUAAGAAUGAUAUUCUGUGGUGUCUCAACUGAGAAAUACAUGUAUGCAGUUUUGCAUCCAGAAUAAAAUUUUAAGAAUUA
Molecule: messenger RNA, 2261 nt
Organism: Zootermopsis nevadensis
Lineage: Eukaryota; Metazoa; Arthropoda; Insecta; Blattodea; Termopsidae
Product: F-box/LRR-repeat protein 18
Biological process (GO): SCF-dependent proteasomal ubiquitin-dependent protein catabolic process
Molecular function (GO): protein binding
Source: RefSeq, a predicted model, not a curated record